UUAGUUGCUUAGGCAAUUUUGGAGAGGAAGAGCAACUAAUUAAUUAUAAAAUGGAAAAGGCAGUCCACUCAUCAACAACGUCUGGACCGGAGGUUCCAGGGGAGGCAACGAAAACCGGUACCUCCAUGAUCGACACCGCCACCUCCGCCGUCCAAAGUUUUGCUCCGGUUAACCAAAUCCACCAACAUCUCUGUGCGUUCCACUUUUAUGCUGACGACAUGACGAGACAAGUAGAGGCUCACCAUUUCUGCAGUCACGUGAACGAAGAGAUGCGUCAGUGUCUGAUCUACGACGGUCCGGAUGCAAACGCUCGUCUGAUCGGAUUGGAGUACAUAGUAACAGAGAAGCUGUUCAUGACUUUGCCUGACGAAGAGAAGAAGCUUUGGCACACUCACGAGUGGGAAGUGAAAGGAGGGUUCUUGUUCAUGCCUGGUGUUCCUGGUCCCAUUCAGCGUCAAGAUCUUGACAAAGUCGCUAAGACUUAUGGCAAAGUUUUCCAUUUUUGGCAAGUUGAUUUGGGCCAUGAGCUUCCCAUUGGUUUGCCUAGUGUCAUGAUGGCCGUUACCCGCGAUGGCCAGCUUUUCCACGAGAUGAUUCAGGAGACAGAGAAGCGGUUUGGAGUAUCGAUAGAGGGAGAGAAGGAGGCAAGGGCGUAUAUGACGGGUCCUGAGCUCGGGAUCCAUCCAUUGGCCAAUGGAGGAGGCCAAGGGCUAAAGCUAGAGCUGCGAGAGGUCGAUAUCAAACCGGUUGAACCGGUCGCCACGGUCUUUGUCUGAGUUUACUUUAGAGACCGUUGAAGUCAAAAUAAUGCCGCAAAUCAACCAACGUAUGUUCUGGUUAACACAAAACAGAACUAGAAAACUAGAC
This is a messenger RNA of Eutrema salsugineum, 867 nucleotides long. Its product is annotated as oil body-associated protein 1B. The transcript is spliced from 3 exons. Bases 51 to 776 code for a protein of 241 amino acids. The record is from RefSeq and is a predicted model, not a curated record. NCBI's taxonomy places the organism in Eukaryota, Viridiplantae, Streptophyta, Magnoliopsida, Brassicales, Brassicaceae.